UCCUGCCUAGGCUUCCUCUGCCCUCCUACAUCUGCAGCUUUCCUUUCCUUUUCAGAGGCGCUCUGGAAGGCAGGGUGUCUUAGGCAUGGGCCAGAGAUGCUGCUGUCACUGCUGGUGCUUCUGCCCCUGCUGUGGGGAGCCCUGACUCAAUCACCCAACAUCCAGAUCCCAGGAAUCCUGGAGUCUGGCCACCCCAGAAAUCUGACCUGCACUGUGCCCUGGGCCUGUGAGCAGGGGAUACCCCCCAUCUUCUCCUGGAACUCAGCCGCCCUCACCUCCUUGGGUCCCCGGGCCCACCUCUCCUCAGUGCUCACCCUCUCCCCAAGACCCCAGGACCAUGGCACCAGCCUCACCUGUCAGGUGACCUUCCCUGCAGUUGGUGUGACUGUGAAGAGGACCAUCCAGCUCAAUAUCUCCUCCCUCAAGAUCCUGGCAAAUGCCUCACCUCUUCCCAUCCUGGAGGGCCAGUUCCUGCAUCUGCUCUCUGUUGCCGACAGCAAUCCCACUGCAGAGCUGAGCUGGUUCUGGGAGUCCCCAAGCCUGAAUGCCUCUGUUAUCUCCAACACUGGAUACACGGAGCUGCCUCAAGCAUGGACUGCAGAAGGAGUGUUCACCUGCCGAGUUCAAAACCAGCUGGGCUCCCAGAAUUUUCUUCUGAAUGUCUCUGUUCACUGUGAGCUUGGGGGUACCUGGGGAAGGACUCCGUGGUAUUAGAGAUGCAAGAAGUCCCCUGCUGAGCCCUCUCCUUCCUCCCCACAGAUUCCCCACAGCUUCUCAGUCCUUUUUGCUCCUGGGAGGCUGAGGGUCUGUGCUGCAGCUGCUCUGUCUGAGCCUAGGUGGCCCCCUCCUUGUGCUGGAAGGUUGGGGGCGGAACGGUGAAGGGAAAUAGCAGCAACACCUCCUUCACAGUUACCUCGAGCGCCUCUGGGCCCUGGGCCAACAGCACCUGAGCCUCAGUGCUGGGCUAAGCCUUGGCCUCAGACUCUGCUGUGAGACCCAGAAUGUUCCAUGGAGCCCAGAGCAUCACUGUCCUGCUGCUGCCAGGUCAAGGAUCUUCAAGGGAAGAAGAGCCUCAUCCCUAGAGAGAUGGAGCAUGGAGGAGAGGCACCCAAGGCCAAGAUAGGAGUGGCUGGGGAUAAGACCCUCAGUCCUUUGACUGGUGGGAAUGUGUGGUGUGCUGUGAGGAGGCUGCUCAGGGUCUACAGAGCAAAGGGAUGCCAAGUGACUGAGUCCUGGGUGGGCAUCAGACACACUAACUGAGGGCAAAGAGGAGUGGGUGGUUGGGAGGAUGAUGUGCAUUGGGAUUGGCAUUUAAUUGAACCUCGAAUUAUCUGUAGGGAAACCAGAACCCAGGUCAGGUUCAGACGUCCUGGGAGCUGCUGGAAGAGCUGGCGGCAUGGCCCUGCUUUGUCUCUGCCUUUUCCUCAUCUUUAGGUGAGGGUAGUGGGCUCCUGGGGUGGAGGCAGACACCUGGGGUGGAGAGGGUACACCGGUUGUAUAAUCUCAGACAACCUGUGCUGGAGGACCCUGGAGUGGUUGGGAGGGCCAGGAAACUUCCACCUGUAAUCAGUUGGACCAAUGUGGGGUCUCUUCCCAACUUCUAGUCUAGCUCUUGGGUUAGAAGGAGCACCUGGAGACUAGACCCUCAUCCAUCUAUCCCAGUCACCAUUUCCAUGUUCUUCAUAGGAGUAGGGGGAUGGUCUACCUACUCCAGGUCCCAAAUAGCAAGGCUGAAAAACCCUGGGAUCUUCCCUCCGAGUGAAGACUCAGAGGAAGAAAGCAGCUAAGACAGUGGAAGGCAUGAAUGAAAUGAACCCGGUCUUGGGUUCAGAAUCAUAGGUGAGUGACAGAGACACGUCCCAUUCAGCAUUACCCGUUUGGGUCACCACCCUUAAGCCCUUCCUUACUAGCAUUCAACACUUAGCGUUCUCCACCCAAGAGUCCUACAUCUGGAGACCAGGGAAUUGUUUUCAUUUUAGUGUACUUCCUUGGAGCCUAUAAAUUAUCAAGUUCUGUCUAUCAUUCUUUCUGGAUAGAAGUCAGACUUUUCUCCUUCACCUUGUCUUAUUCAUUUGCUCACUGAAGUUUCAUCAACUCUCUCCUGGAUCCCUGAGCCCACCUCACUUUCUUGCGCCCAUGUCUUCUCAACUCAGACCACUGGGAAAAUCUUUCAGAAAUAAUUGUUGUUAAUUCCUUUCACCAUUUGGAUGGUUUAGAUGUCUCUGCUAGCUUCUUAUGUUUGGAGAAGAUACCAAAUGCUUUGGCAUGGUGUCAUGCCCUUUCCCAUCUGUUUCCUCCACUCCAUGCCUUUGCAUUGUGCUCCACCUCACUGUUCUUCGUUUUCCUAAAUGGGCCUGGCUCUGCAGUGACAAUGUCCCCUCCUCUGGAUUUGUCACUAACUAGGUCACUAGUUCUUGGCAAAUAUCAUGCUCAUUAUUCCACAUGAAAAUUAAAUAUUAUGCUUUCCCUGUGAAAACCAUGACCACCCCUUCCCAGCAAGAGGCUGUUACCCUCUCCUCUGCGUCCCUACAUCCCAGGGUACAUCCCUGUUUUGUGAGGCUCACCAUGUCAUACUUGCAAACACAGGUCUGUCCCCUGCCACCGUAGAGUCUCCCCAAGAGCAAGGGCCAGGUCUGAUACAGGCUCCUGUUGGUCUCCCUCAAUGCACCCUGUUUCCAUCUCCUCUCAUAUGUGUUGUUGUAGGAUGCCAUUGAGUCGAUUUCAACUCAUAGAGAUCCAAUGUGACAGAGUAGAACUUCCCCAUAGGGUUUUCUAUGGUGUAAUCUUUAUGGGAGCAGAGAGCCAGGUCUUUCUCCUGCAGAGCUGCUGGAUGGGUUCGAAUCUCCAGCCUUUUGGUUAGCAGCUAUGUACUUAACCAUUUUGCGACUAGAGUUGCUCCUCAUAGGUGAAGAAACACCCAUUGCCAUUGAGUUGAUUCUGACUCCUAGGAACCCUAUAGGACAGAGUGGAACUGCACCAUAGGGUUUCCAAGGAUGGCUGGUGAAUUUGAACUGCCAACCUUUUGGCUAGCAGCUGAACAUUUUUUUUUUUAAUUUUUGUUUUGCUUUAAGUGAAAGUUUACAAAUCAAGUCAGCCUCUCAUACAAAAAUUUGUAUACAUCUUGCUAUAUACUCCUAGUUGUUCUACUCCUAAUGAGACAGCACACUCCUUCCCUCCACUCUCUCUUUUCGUGUCCAUUCCACCAGCUUCUGAUCCCCUCUGCCCUCUCAGCCUCCCUCCAGACAGGAGAUGCCAACAUACUUCCAUGUGUCUACUUGAUCCAAGAAGCUCAUUCUUCACCAGCAUCAUUUUCUAUUCCAUUGUCCAGUCCAGCCCCCAUCUGAAGAGAUGGCUUUAGGAAUGUUUCCUGUGUUGGGCUAACAGAAGGUCUGGGGACCACGACCACCAGGAUCCUUCUAGUCUCAGUCAAACCAUUAAGCCUGGUCUUUUUACGAGAAUUUGGGGUCUGUAUUUUUUUAUCUCACUGCUCUCCUGCUCCCUCCUGGUUCUCUGUUGUGUUCCCUGUCAAGGCUGUCAUUGGUUGUAGCCAGGUACCAUCUGGUUCUUCUGGUCUCAGGCCGAUGUAGUCUCUGGUUUAUGUGGCCCUUUCUGUCUCUUGGGCUCAUAAUUACCUUGUGUCUUUUGUGUUCUUCCUUCUCCUUUGGUCCAGGUGGUUGAGACCUAUUUAUGUAUCUUAGAUGGCCACUUGCUAGUGUUUAAGACCACACACGCCACUCUCCAAAGUGGGAUGCAGAAUGUUUUCUUAAUAGAUUUUAUUAUGCCAAUUAAGUUAGAUGUCGCCUGAGACCAUGGUCCCCAAACCCCCACCGCUGCUAUGCUGGCCUUCGAAGCACUCAGUUUAUUCAGGAAACUUCUCUGCUUUUGGUUUAGUCCAGUUGUGCUGACCUCUCUUGUAUUGUGUGUUUCUUUCCCUUUACCUGAAGUACUUCUUAUCUACUAUCUAAUUAGUGAAUACCCCUGUCCCUUCCUCCCUCCAUCCCCUUUCUCCUAACAAUCAAAGAAUAUAUUCUUCUCUGUUUAAACUAUCUCGAUAUAAUAGUGGUCCUAUACAGCUGACUGAUUUCACUCAGCAUAAUACCUUCCAGGUUCCUCCAUGUUAUGAAAUGUUUCACAGAUUCAUCACUGUUCUUUAUCGAUGCAUAGUAUUCCAUUGUGUGAAUACGCUAUAAUUGAUUUAUCCAUUCAUCUGUUGCUGGGUGCAUUGGUUGCUUUCAUCUUUUAGCUAUUUUAAACAGUGCUGCAAUGAACAUGGGUGUACAUAUAUCUCUUCCUGUAAUGGCUCUUAUUUCUCUAGGAUAUAUUCCAAGGAGUGGGUUUGCUGGAUCCUAUGGUAGCUCUAUUUCUAGCUUUUGAAGGAAGCGCCAAAUCUAUUUCCAAAGUGAUUGUACCAUUUUAUAUUCCCACCAGCAUUGUGUAAGUGUUCCAGCCUCUCCACAACCUCUCCAGCAUUUAUUAUUCUGUGUUUUUUGCAUUAAUUUCAGCCUUGUUGGAGCGAGAUGGAAUCUCAUUGUAGUUUUAAUUUGCAUUUGUCUAAUGGCUAAUGAUCAUGGGCAUUUUCUUAUGCAUGUGUUAGCAGCCUGAAUGUCUUCCUUAGUGAAGUGCCUGUUCAUAUCUUUUGCCUAUUUUUUAAUUGGGUUUUUGUCUUUUUGUAUUUGAGUUUUUGGAGUGUCAUAUAGAUUUCAGAGAUCAGAUGCUGAUCGGAAAUGUCGUAGCUAAAAACUUUUUCCCAAUCUGUAGGUAACCUUUCUACUGUUUUGGUGAAGCCUUUGAAUGAGCAUAGGUGUUUGAUUUUUAGGAGCUCCCGGUUAUCUAGUUUUUGUUCUACAUUUUUAGUAAUGUUUUGUAUAUUGUUUAUGCCAUGUAUCAGGGCUCCUAACAUUGUUGCUAUUUUUUAUUCCAUAGUCUUUUGCAUUUUAGAUUUUAUACUUAGAUCUUUGAUCCAUUUCGAGUUCAUUUUUUGCAUGGUGUGAGGUACGGGUCUUGUUUCAUUUUUAUGCAGGUGGAUAUCCAGUUAUGCCAGCGCCAUUUGUUAAAAAGACCGUCUUUUCCCCAUUUAACUGAUUUGGGGCCUUUGUCAAAUAUCAACUGCUCAUAUGUGGAUGAAUUUACGUCUGGAUUCUCAAUUCUGUUCCAUUGGUCUAUGUAUCUGUUGUUGUACCAGUACCAGGCUGUUUUGACUACUGUGGCAGCAUAAUAGGUUCUAAAGUCAGGUAUAGUGAGGCCUCCCACUUUCUUCUUCUUUUUCAGUAGUGCUUUACUUAUCCAGGGCCUCUUUCCCUUCCAUGUGAAGUUGAUGAUUUGUUUCUCCAACUCAUUAAAAAAUGUCGUUGGACUUUGGAUUGGAAUUGCAUAAAAUCUAUAGAUCACUUUUGGUAGAAUACACAUUUUUACAAUGUUAAGUCUUCCUAUCCGUGAGCAAGGUAUGUUUUUCCACUUAUGCAGGUCUCUUGGUUUCUUGCAGAAGUGUUUUGUAAUUUUCAUUGCAUAAGUCUUUUACAUCUCUGGUAAGGUUUGUUCCUAAUUUUUUAAUCUUCUUGGGGGUACUGUAAAUGGUAAUGAUUUGGUGAUCUCCUCUUUGAUGUUCUUUUUAUUGGUGUAGAGGAAUACAACUGAUUUUUGUAUGUUUAUCUUGUAUCCUGAUACUCUCCUGAACUCUUCUAUCAGUUUCAGUAGUUUUCUUGGGGAUUCCUUCCGGUUUUCUGUGUAUAAGAUCAUGUCAUCUGCAAAUAGAGAUACUUUUACUCCUUCCUUGCUAAUCUGGAUGUCCUUUAUUUCUUUAUCUAGCCUAAUUGCUCUGGCUAGGACCUGCAGGACAAUGUUCAGUAAGAGUGGUGAUAAAGGGUAUCCUUGUCUGGUUCCCAAUCUCAAGGGAUAUGCUUUCAGACUCUCUCCAUUUACGAUAUUGUUGACUAUUGGCUUUGGACAGAAUGGCCUUUAUUAUGUUGAGGAAUUUUCCUUCUAUCCGUUUUGCUGAGAGUUUUUAUCAUGAAUGGGUGUCAAACUUUUCCAAAUGCCUUUUCUGCAUCAAUUGAUAAAAUCAUGUGAUUUUUGUGUUUAGUUUUAUUUAUGUGAUGGGAUAGAGUAAUUGUUUUUCUGAUGUUGAACCAUCCCUGCGUACCUGGUAUGAAUCCCACUUUGUCACGGUGAAUUAUUUUUUUGAUAUGUUGUUGAAUUCUAUUGGCUAGAAUUUUGUUGAGAAGUUUUGCAUCUAGGUUCAUGAAGGAUAUAUAUUUGUAAUUUUCUUUUUUUGUGGUGUCUUUACUUGGUUUUGGUAUGAGGAGCAGCCGAACUCUUAACCACUACGCCACUGGGGCCUCUUCUCAUAGGUACAUGCGUAUAUUUAAUUCAUCUCAGGUCAAUUACAUCAGUCAUUAAAUCAGCAGUGAUGCAUGGUUCAUGAUAUUCUGUUAUGAUUGAGCUACUCAUGGACCUCUUCUAUUUUCUUUCUUUUUUUGUUUAUAAUAGAAGCCAUUAAUCUAAGAACGUGAAUGCUGAUAAUAGCUUACAUUUACCCGUGUGUUUUUCUUACCAACCCUCUUGCUAUCUCCAUCUUGAGUAGCCUCUAUCUUGAAUUCUGUUUAUCGUUCCUUAGCUGCUACCUCUUUUUUUUUCUCCCAACUCAUGGUAUUACACCUAAGCAGUAUAUUGAUUACAUUUGCUUAUUUUGGGACUUUCUAAAAAGGGCAUUAUGUUCAAUGUAGUCUUUUGGGACUUGAUUUUUCCACUGGAGGUUACAUUAUUAAGAUCCAUCCACAGUAUUAUAUGUAGAUAUAGUUUAUUAAUUUUUACUGCCAAAUAAAAAACAUAUCAUGUUAUUACAACACAGUUUAUUUAUCUGGUCCCAUGUUGAUGAUCAUUUAGAUUACUUCCAGCUGUGACUGUUAUGAACAUUAUUGUUUCAUUUCUCAUUGUGUUCAUAUGCAGGAGUUUCUUGGUCGUAUAUCUAAGAAUUGAAUUGCUAGAUUACAGUAAAAAUGUCCAUCUUAACAAGGUGAUGCCCAAUGGUUUUUCAAAGUUGUGGACCAAUAUACAUUCCCAGGAACUACGUCUGAGUAAUUUUGUUGAUUCACAUCCCUUCCAAUACUUGAUGUCCCCAGCCUUCUCAUUUUUGCUAAUAAAAUUAGGAUACCACAUUGAGGUUUUCACUUACACUUUCCUGAUUACUAAAUGUUUUGCAUUUAUUUAUGUAUUUUUAUGGAGUCAAGAGUACAUAAAUGUUGACCUCUUCUAUGGAAUGCCUGUUCACCGCUAUUGCCCAUUUUUUGUCUUGGUAGUUUGUCCUUUCCUUACUAAUCUGUAGGAAAGCAUUACAUAGUUUUAAUGCCAGCUUAUCUUAGCUAUGUGUAUUAAAACUUUUUUCCUGUGUGUAGCUUGUGAUUUUUCUUUUCUUAAGAUGACUUUUUUUUUUAAGAUGACUUGCCUAACCCAAGUCUUUAAUUCUGAUACAGUCACACUAGUUAAACCUCUUAUAUAGAGUGAUUUUUUGUCUUUUCAAGAAAAUAUUUCCUGCUCUAAGAUCAGAAUCAUAUUCACCUAUAUUUUAUACAGAAAUUAAAAAUUUUUUGCUUUUGACAUUUAGGUAAUUUUUUUUUUUAUUAACUUUUAUUAAGCUUCAAGUGAACGUUUACGAAUCCAAUCAGUCUGUCACAUAUAAGUUUACAUACAUCUCACUCCCUACUCCCACUUGCUCUCCCCUUCUUGAGUCAGCCCUUUCAGUCUCUCCUUUCGUGACAAUUUUGCCGGCUUCUCUCUCUCUCUAUCCUCCCAUCCCCCCUCCAGACAAGAGUUGCCAACACAAUCUCAAGUGUCCACCUGAUAUAAUUAGCUCACUCUUCAUCAACGUCUCUCUCCCACCCGCUGACCAGUCCCUUUCAUGUCUGAUCAGUUGUCUUCGGGGAUGGUUCCUGUCCUGUGCCAACAGAAGGUCUGGGAACCAUGGCUGCC
Loxodonta africana (African savanna elephant) is the source of this 7965-nucleotide messenger RNA. RefSeq names its product sialic acid-binding Ig-like lectin 6. The record is from RefSeq and is a predicted model, not a curated record. The transcript has 3 exons. NCBI's taxonomy places the organism in Eukaryota, Metazoa, Chordata, Mammalia, Proboscidea, Elephantidae. The coding region runs from base 97 to 714 and encodes 205 amino acids. Gene Ontology annotation, cellular component: plasma membrane. Gene Ontology annotation, molecular function: sialic acid binding. Gene Ontology annotation, biological process: cell adhesion.